AUGGAGACAGAAAACGAAAUAAGAGAAAACGAUGGCACGGACGGGAAGGGACCUUCACCGAAUAACCCGAAGCUGACACAAAAAACGGUCAGGACCAAAGUGCCGGAGGUGGAGAUCCAUCUUUACAGACAAGGCAAGGGUCCGAUUGACGUGUUCAAGUCGAGCCUGGGAGGGUGGGAUCAGGACCAACUGGAGGUCCGACAAAUCCUCGAGAAAUAUGAGUUCAAGGCGGUCUUCGCUUUCAAUCCCGCGUCGGGUCGGGGUGUCCCGAUCCGUUUUGGGAGGAAUGGUAGGUCUAUGCUUGGGUAUAGAGAUGGAUCGGUCAUUCACGUUGAUGGAGAACCAAAGGACUCCUUGAUCAAUCCAGUUACCAAGAUCUUAGUUGGGGUAGCAGUGAUCACUCUUUUGAUAGCAAUGGCUCUGAAGGAACCUCCAGAAUGGAUAAAAAAAUCAAACCCUUUUGGUGGAAGCUUCCCUCCAUGGGUCCUUGCUUGUGCUGUUAUUGUUUUUACUCGCAUGAGGAGGAGAACGAGGGACUUUUUGAAAAAGCGCGGCUGGUAA
Dovyalis caffra is the source of this 561-nucleotide messenger RNA. Lineage: Eukaryota; Viridiplantae; Streptophyta; Magnoliopsida; Malpighiales; Salicaceae. The record is from the annotation of a GenBank genome assembly.